Messenger RNA from Corythoichthys intestinalis (scribbled pipefish), 2358 nucleotides. It is a transcript of the gene rspo3, whose product is annotated as R-spondin 3. Bases 605 to 1579 code for a protein of 324 amino acids. The transcript has 6 exons. Lineage: Eukaryota; Metazoa; Chordata; Actinopteri; Syngnathiformes; Syngnathidae. The record is from RefSeq and is a predicted model, not a curated record.
ACUCCUGCACGCAAAGCAGAAAAGCGCUGAAAGUGCGGAGAUGUACUUUUUAGAUUGGUCUGCCACUGAGAGGACGUGCGAGUUGGAGCUCACAACUUAUUCCACCAUUGUGCACUUAUGAGCGGUUUGUCGGUGUUGUGUGUAGGUGCAUUUUGUGACUUUUCAUGUUGAAUGAAAGGGGAGCCCAUCCACGCGCCACCAGCACCAGGACGCACGGCGCGCCUCCACGCAGCGGCAGGAGCAAGAGGGGGCCACUUGUGUUAUCCUAAUGGAUAUAAUAUCUUAAACGCUUUCUGAGUCUUUGACCAGAUGAUAUUUGUGCUUUUUAUUUUGGGGGGACACCCUGGGAUGCCUGACUUUUUAUCUUUUUGGCUCCCUUUGCACAUAUGAAGUUCCUGUGCAGGAUGUUACAGACCAAGCGGCCCAGGCAUCAUUGGGCCACUGUGCACUUUCAUUACAACAUAUCACCACAUUGUUGGGGGUAUAGUUCUGUCUAAAAGGAGUCAAAUACUACCCACCCUCUGCCACUGUCGAAAAGGAAUUCUUUGACCCACCUUGGGUGAACAUUGACAUUGGCUUUUACCGGUCUCAUCUUUGGGCUACUAUGCAAUUACAACUGAUCUCCUUUGUUUUGAUCAUCUUGCACUGCAUGGAUUACACUGGAUGUCAGCAGCACAGCACCUCCAGGCACCGGCAACGUAGACAGAUCUCUAGUGUGAGUUCAGGCUGCCAGCAGAGUAGCUGUCUUACCUGCUCUGACUACAAUGGCUGCCUUUCCUGCAAGCCACGCUUCUUCAUGUAUUUGGAGAGGAUUAGAAUGAAGCAGAUCGGGGUGUGCUUGACUUCCUGUCCUCCGGGCUAUUACGGCACUCGCUCACCGGAAAGAAAUAUAUGCACAAAGUGCAGAUCUGAGUGUGACUCUUGCUUCAACAAGAACUUCUGCACACGUUGUCGGAUAGGGUUUUACCUUCACCUGGGCAAGUGCCAAGAGACCUGUCCUGAGGGGCUGGUCCGCAGCGAUACACAAAGGGAAUGUGUUCCCAAGUGCUAUGCAGAAUGUGAGUUAUGUGUGAACAGUGAGACAUGCACCAGGUGCCGGCCUGGCUUGUACAAGCUCAAUGGGCGAUGCCACCACUUCUGUCCUGAUGACUAUGAGCCCAAUGACAAACUAAUGGAGUGCGUACCACAAGUGCACUGUGAAGUUAAUAUAUGGAGUGAGUGGAGUCCCUGUUCUCGAUCCGGUAGAACCUGUGGCUUCAAGAGGGGGCAGCACACCCGCACACGCCAGGUGCUGCAGUACCCAUCGCCUUUUGGCAGGCCAUGUCCAGAGAUCUCUGAGAUCAAAGACUGUUCAGUCAAAAGAAGAAAGUGUCCAGGACAAAGGCUUACUGAUCGAACAGAACGGCGGAACCGCAAUAACCGCAAAGAGAACCAUGAGGCCAGAAGAGAGAGGAAAAGAGAGCGUGACAGGGCUCGAGAUGCGGGUGAUCGCCAAGACAACAGGAACAAAACAGAGCACAGACAUUGGCGAGGUCAUGUCCCGGAUCCUGUCUCGCCUCAGGAGGGCCUUGUACAGUAGCUCUGUGAACAUACCAAAGUCUAACACCUCUGAAAACUUCCACCUCCUCUUCCCUUCACCCACUCUCUGCCCCUUUCAUCUCCAGUCUGCGGGGGUGUCGCUGCUACCUGUACGAUUUGAAUAAACUGUUUAUGCACAAGCGGGAUUGGGGCACAUGGGGCCUAACGGUUUCAAAGGAUUUUAUUUUUCUGUGUAGCUACUCUUUACUUCCACCACUGACUUGUGUCUCAUUUGAAAAAUACAAGAGACACUGCUGAGACUGCUGCUGGUACUAAAGAACAAAGAAAAUGUCAGUGUGAAGGAGCAGUAAAGAAUUCGAAAGACAAUGAGACUAGCAUUUAUGCCUGUUGAUAUGGUUAUUUAAUGGAGCCCUGGUACAAUGUUGUGCUCUUGCAUUUUGAAUGUAGAUGUUUUUUUUUCCAACAUUAUGUAGAACAUUUUAUUGUUUAUGACUUUUAGAAGCAUCUACUUUAUUUGUUGCAGAAUUUGUAAAGACAAAAACAUAAGAGGUUUGUUCGUGCCAAUUUGUGACCAUUUCCUAAUCACAAUAGAAAAUGAUGUAGUGGAACCUUCAUUGCUAAGUCAAAGAACGCCAAUAUUUGGGCAAAGCAAAGUUGUAGUCUUUUAACACCUGCUUUGUCGUGGACUAAAUGGAUCCCAAAUGGGGGGAAAAUCUAAUUCACAAGAAAGUUUUUUUGUUUGUCAAAAUGGAAAGUUCUGCUCAAAACACAUCCAAAACCAUCUGUAUGACAAAUAAAAAUAUAGAGUUUUGUAACCUG